Molecule: messenger RNA, 4011 nt
Organism: Magallana angulata
Lineage: Eukaryota; Metazoa; Mollusca; Bivalvia; Ostreida; Ostreidae
Product: ubiquitin-protein ligase E3C-like
Exons: 24
Coding region: 97-3306 (1069 amino acids)
Biological process (GO): ubiquitin-dependent protein catabolic process; protein polyubiquitination
Molecular function (GO): protein binding; ubiquitin protein ligase activity
Source: RefSeq, a predicted model, not a curated record
CGUUUGUAAGAUAAAUUUAUACAUGAUUCAGCUCAGCUGGACAAAACAUUGACAACAUUCUAGAACUUCACAUUUUUCAAGAAUUUCACCAACAAGAUGUAUAGUUUUGAAGGAGAUUUUCGAAGAAAACCAGUUCAAUCUUUAAGAGGGGCUAGUAAAAAGGAACAAACAGAUUCCUUACUAACAAGAGCAAAGGCAGAGCGAGAGAGAAGGGAGGAAAUAAGACAAAGGCAUAGCUCAUCAUUAAAAAUUCAGUCUGCUUAUCGUGGACAUGUUGUAAGGAAAAGACAGAGGGAAAUCCUUCGAGAUGAGUAUGAUAAACUUAUGAGCAGAGGGAUUGCUGACCCAGCAUCUAUCUUCAAUGCCAUCAGGAGACUUUGUUAUUUCUACAGGACAGACUCUGGAAAAGAUCAGGACAGACUGAUUCAGCUUUGCCAGACUGUCAUCAAGCAGAAAGAUAUGAUCAAGUCAUCAGUGACACAGAGUGGGAAGUCUGGUGUUUUUCUUCUCCAGCAUCUUCUGUUACUGUGUCUGAAGAACCUGCAGAAUGCUUCUGACACUCGAUCUUGGGGUCCUCCAAUGAGAAUGCUGGAAAUAUUUACUUCUGUGGAUACCUUUAAAGACAAAAAGAAGCUUUUGGGAAACAUUUGGAUAUUUCUUAUUAAAAAGGAAUAUUUUGGAUCAAUGAGACAUCUGUUGGAAGCCAAAGUACCACAAAGUUUGGACAAAUCUCCCACUCCACCCACCCCUCAGGCAGAGAGCAUCUUUAACAUGAUCAUUAGCCCUAUUCAGUUUGCUGUUAUGUCAAAAGAUAAGGAAUUUAGUGAUUUGGUACUGAAGAGUGCCUGUUUUUACCUGUUUUGCCCUGCUUACUCUGAACAAGUGGAACAGUUCCUGAUUCCUGCCAUGGUUUACAGUAAAUUCCCCUUCCCCUUUGUGGAGCUGAUACAGUCUCUCCUUCAGCAGACCUCCCCCACCCCAAACUCCUCAAAAAGGUCAAAUGUCAUUGAACCAUCUCCAUGGCUUCUGGGAUCUGUAAUUGCUUUUGCAGACAAAAAUAUUGAGAGUUUGAGUGUUAGUGAUGCCGCAGACUUUUUGUCGGUACUUAAGACACUACUACCACACCUACCAGCUGGUGUGUUAGAGUCCAACAAUGACAGUGACAGUGACAGUAGUGAUGAGGAGGAUUCUGUGGUUAUGAUCUCAAAGGAAUUGCGCGAAGUUGCUGAAGAAUGUGUGAAGUUUUUAAAUUCCCAGAAGUUUGUGCGCUGUGUGGUGAAAUGUUUAAAUCAAGAAAUGGACGCUCAUCUUCUCUCCUCUGUCUGUCUGAUAUGUCAUUCUCUCAUGCUACAACAGCAUAUCUCCAUUCACAGACUUAGGUUAUUGUAUAGUUUAGCUUUUAACACAAAAUUUAUGAAAGCGUUAUGGAUAACCUGUACUCGUGUAUCCAACACUACAGUCACAGGAUCCCAGAUUACAUUGCUACAGACACUGUCUCGUGGACUGGAGAUGUCGGAUGAGGACAUGCAGAGAAUUGUCCCCCUGCUCUCUGUCUUCUGUUCCAUGUUUAGUCACUCACUUUAUACCCUUCAUGAUGCAGACUUCUAUGGAGACAUGAAAAGCAGCAAGGAUAGCAGCAUGCCCUUCUCCUUGAGGGAGCUGGUGCCCAUGGUGUUAAUGCUCAGGGACACCUGUCUGGGGAUCAUAGAACUGGCCCACCCUGAGACCCAGAGGAGUCUGACCGAAGACUAUAGAGAGGCUCUCCGCAGGACCGCCAUGAAGGAUCCUCGCGACUGGUCGGUCAACAACAAAGAAACCCCUUAUAGACACACCAAAACAUGGGCAUAUUUGUUCAAGGUCAUUGCGACCCUAGUCAGACAGCUUUACACCAGAGAUUCCAGAAGACGAUUCUGUCCUCCUAACUCCUGGCUGUCUGACAGGGUACAGAUACAUGCUGAUAAGCCAUCCCAGAUGUACAGAGCUAGAGGAUCCGUCUUCUGCCGGCGUCCAUUUGGCACGAUGAGGCACCUCACUAAAGUACAGAUAGAUGAUGAUGGUCCUCCAUUAUCGAACACAGAUGUCAAGAAUCUGGUGAUACUCACUGAACUCCCAUUUGUUGUUUCAUUUGAGGAAAGAGUCAAGAUUUUACAGAAGCUUAUACAGAAUGACAAGGAUGAGAACCAGGGUGACGCCCACAACUUCCUGUCUGGUCCCUCCAUUAAUGUGUCCAUCCGACGGAACUACAUCUAUGAGGAUGCUUAUGACAAACUCUCACCAGAAAACGAACCAAACCUUAAACUUAAAAUGAGAGUGCAGCUCAUGAAUGCAGCAGGAUUAGAUGAAGCUGGUAUAGAUGGUGGCGGAAUUUUCCGAGAAUUUCUGUCGGAGCUCCUAAAGACAGGAUUUGAUCCAAACAGAGGCUUGUUUCUAAUGACAACAGACAGGUUGCUGUAUCCAAAUCCACAGUCUGUGUCUCUGAUGGAAAAAUAUACCAAGCAUUACUACUUCCUGGGACGCAUGCUGGGCAAGGCCAUCUAUGAAAACAUGCUGGUGGAAAUUCCUUUUGCUACUUUCUUUUUAUCCAAAAUUCUUAGUCGACACGGAGGUGACUUGGACAUUCAUCACCUGGCUUCUCUUGACCCUGAAAUGUACAGGAACUUGCUGUCACUGAAGACAUUAAAUGGUAAAGAAGUGGAGGAUCUAGGUUUAAAUUUCACGACAGUAGAUGACAAUUUUGGAAUUAGAAAGGAGGUAGAUUUGAAAUAUAAUGGAAGAAAUAUUACUGUGACCGAGGUAAACAAAAUAGAGUACAUACACCUAAUGGCAGACUACAAAAUCAACAAGCAGAUCAGAACGCACUGCACAGCGUUCAGGCAGGGCAUGGCCGACCUAAUUAACUUGGAGUGGCUGCGGAUGUUUGACCACCAUGAGCUUCAGACGCUGAUAUCUGGUGCUAUGAUCCCUGUCAACAUUCAGGACCUGAAGCAACACACACAUUACUCAGGGGGCUAUACAAUAAAUCACCCAGUCAUACAGAAUUUCUGGGAUGUGGUAGAAAACUUCACAGACACUCAGAAACGUCAACUUCUGAAGUUUGUCACAAGCUGCUCAAGACCUCCACUGCUAGGCUUCAAGGAUUUGUUUCCAGCAUUCUGUGUCCAUUUUGGAGGAAAUGAGGAGGACAGACUCCCCACAGCAAGCACCUGUAUGAACCUUCUAAAGCUGCCCGAAUUCCAUGACAAAGAGACCCUCAGAACCAAACUCACAUAUGCCAUUGAGUCAGGGGCAGGGUUUGAACUGAGUUGAUUUUCAGGAUUCCACCAUGCUCAUACUCAAACCAGUUUUGUACUUACUAUUCUUAAGUCACUAAGUUGAUUGUUGAAUCGAAUCAAAUUCAAAAAGUCUUUUUCUGUGAUUUCUUUUUUUUGUUACAGUCCUUGAAACCAUUUUCUAAUACAAAUACAUGUACAUGUAGUUGGUUUUGUUUAAAUGUCAGCAAUGUGGGGAGGAAUUUGAUGGAUGUGUGAUUUGCAUUGAUGUUAAAAUUAUUCAGAAUUUGUUCAUGAAAUACUGUUAUAUACUGUUAACUUGUCAUAUUUUUUUUCUCAAGACAAUUGUUAGAUAAUUCUGUAUUUUAAUGUGAUGAAACAAUAUUUAUUUUGAAUUUUUUUUUAAAUUUAAGUUGCUGGAAGAUACCCUGAAUACUGUGAAUUUUAUUUUGUAUUUAAAUACAUAUUCAUAAAUAACAUAAAAAAUAUUUUAAUAUUACUAAACUUGAAAAGUUAUAAAAGUAAAUUGUAAUAAAUUUGUUUAUUGAUUAUUAUAUAAUUUAAAAAAAAUGAAUUUGUUAAGAUUUAUGAUGAUACUGAUAUUAGGAUCACAACCUAUUUGGACUUCAUUGUGCUUCCAACUCUUGGAUUUACAUUCGUCUAUAAAACUUUUCUCAUUUAAUGUUUUUAAAUAUAAUACAUGUAUGUUUUUAUUUGUUAUUAAAAAUAACUACAAUAAAAA